UGGUGGUAGCCAGCGUUGUGCAUAUCUGUUUGUUAAUUGUUAUCAUACACCACUAAGUGAGACGAGCACGAUGGAGAACGGCGAGGUGCGCUUCCUCCCGAUCUGCAGCUGCGGCGGCAGCAGCGGGGGCAACGCGUUCGCUCGGCCAGAGCAGGGGAGGAAGAAGCGCGUGCGGCCAUGGACAGAGGAGGAGCACAAGUUGUUUCUCUUAGGCCUGAAGAAAUAUGGCAAGGGGGACUGGAGGAACAUAUCGCGCAACUUCGUUCAGACAAGGACGCCUACUCAGGUGGCCUCUCAUGCACAGAAGUACUUCAUCAGGCUCAACAAGAAAAGAUCCAGCAUUCGCGACACUACCACAGUUAACCUGACGGACGAUCAGCCAACCUCGCCAUCCCAGUCCUCUCUGAUCACUGACCAGUUCAGCGCACUAGCUCUGGCAACCGACGUUAACCAAAACAGCCGUGCGAAUUCGCCCUCGAUCGAAUUAGCCUAGAUGGCCGGACUAUUGGGAUAAGCCAACUUAAAAAAAAGUGGGAUGGGGUUUGCAAGAUCUAGUUCUGCAGUGUGGCUCAUUGAUAUGAUCAGUUGGAUGGAAGCCAGAACAUGUUGUUUUUAGGUGCAAUCCAGUCUGCACCAUGAAUCUAUCAGAUGUUUAGUUGUAUAUAAAUAUAAUACGUACAAUCUGGAGAGGCCGGGAGUGUUUUCAAGUUUGCUGUAUCGUCUUGAUGUAAUAAACUUUAAAUUUAAUAAAAUCUUCCUUUAUGGAAGAAAAAGAA
Molecule: messenger RNA, 776 nt
Organism: Sorghum bicolor (sorghum)
Lineage: Eukaryota; Viridiplantae; Streptophyta; Magnoliopsida; Poales; Poaceae
Product: transcription factor DIVARICATA
Exons: 2
Coding region: 71-493 (140 amino acids)
Molecular function (GO): DNA binding
Source: RefSeq, a predicted model, not a curated record